CAGCCUCGGUGCUGCGCCUGCUGCUGCUUCUGUUACUGCGGCUGUGUGGUCUGUCAUGAGUUGAAAAGGGAUGUGAGGGUUUAGAGGAACUGCCGCUCUGAAAACUGAGCCUCUGCUAAGUGAUCUUCCUGCCAGACAGACUGGACAAGAUUUCUUCUGUACGAUUGGAAACUUGGACCUAUUAGCACUUCAUCUACCCAGAGAAGCAGGCAGCGUGACAGAGUGAAGAGGGGAAAGAACACCUGCAAAAAUAAACAAAACGGUGAAGGCUGGAAAGAUGUUUUAAAGAGUCUCUGCGUCAGAGAAGCUUCAAGCCACUGAAGAUGGAGAACGACACUGUCAGUGAACUGAACCAAACCGAGCUCCAGCCAAAAGCAGCUGUGGCCCUCGAGUAUCAGGUGGUCACCAUCUCACUUGUGGUCGUUAUUUGUGGACUGGGCAUUGUGGGCAACAUCAUGGUAGUCUUGGUGGUCAUGAGAACGAAGCACAUGAGAACCCCUACAAACUGCUACCUGGUGAGUCUGGCUGUGGCGGAUCUCAUGGUUCUGGUGGCUGCAGGCCUCCCCAACAUAACCGACAGCAUCUAUGGUUCCUGGGUCUAUGGCUAUGUUGGCUGCCUCUGCAUUACAUAUCUCCAGUACUUAGGAAUCAAUGCAUCUUCAUGUUCGAUAACAGCCUUUACCAUUGAGCGGUACAUAGCAAUCUGUCACCCUAUCAAAGCGCAGUUUCUCUGCACAUUUUCCAGAGCCAAAAAAAUCAUUAUCUUUGUCUGGGCCUUCACAUCCAUUUACUGCAUGCUCUGGUUCUUUCUGUUGGAUCUCAAUAUCAGCACCUACAAAGAUGCUAUUGUGGUGUCCUGUGGCUAUAAGAUCUCCAGGAACUACUACUCACCUAUUUACCUAAUGGACUUUGGUGUCUUUUACGUCGUGCCAAUGAUCCUAGCCACUGUGCUUUAUGGAUUUAUAGCUAGAAUCCUCUUCUUAAACCCUAUUCCUUCAGACCCUAAAGAGAACUCUAAGAUGUGGAAAAAUGACUCAGUCCCUCAGAACAAAAAUGUGAGUGUAAAUGCCGCCAACCGAUGUUUCAACAGCACUGUAUCUUCCAGGAAGCAGGUCACCAAGAUGCUCGCAGUGGUUGUAAUUCUGUUUGCCCUUUUAUGGAUGCCCUACAGGACUCUUGUGGUUGUCAACUCAUUUCUCUCCAGCCCUUUCCAGGAAAAUUGGUUCUUGCUCUUUUGCAGAAUUUGCAUUUAUCUCAACAGUGCCAUCAACCCAGUGAUUUACAACCUCAUGUCUCAGAAAUUUCGUGCAGCCUUCAGGAAGCUCUGCAACUGUAAGCAGAAGCCCACAGAGAAAGCUGCUAACUACAGCAUGGCCCUAAAUUACAGUGUCAUCAAGGAGGCAGACCGCUUCAGCACAGAGCUAGAUGACAUCACCGUCACCGACACGUAUGCGUCAACCACAAAAGUGUCAUUUGAUGACACCCGCUUGGCCUCUGAGAACUAAAGAAGGCCGUAAAGAACCCUGAAAUGUUCUCCAUGCGUGUUUAUUUCAUAAUUAUGAUCUCAAAUAAUCAAGCAACAGAUGUCACCAGGCAAGUUCCAUGCUGAGAAGCAGUUCACUAUUAAGAUUUUCAGCAACUUAUGGACUACAUCAAGUGACAAAUUCAAUCUGUGGCAUUCUUAAUUCAAAUAAUCUUCUUUGACAAGAGUGAUCAUGGAUGUUUGUGUUCAAUGCUGUCAUGUCAAAAGUAUGUAAAUAGUAUUCUUUUAUACCAAGCAAAUUUGUGCUAACCAAAUAGAAUAUGUUUAAUUCAUAUUUUAAGAACUAUAUUUUGAAAAUUGAAAAUGGCUGGAACAUGUAAUAGCAGUUAAGAUGAUAUAUUGUAUAAAACUGUAUGUAGCAAGACAAGAAUUUAGUGGCCAAUAAACCACAUAGUCACAUAGUGACUGUAAGUCUUGAUGGAAGUUCAUACUAUAGACUCCCAACUGGAAUAAUGAAAAUGUAAGCAUAUUGAAAGUUAUGCUAAGAGAAUGGCAUAAUUGGUACCAUUGGCUAGCAUUAUUGAAAGCCUGUAAGUGACUCUUUCUUUAUACAAAACUGGACCCAGUUCUUAUGCAUAUGGCUAUGCUUUGAGUGCCAAACAGGAGCAAAAAUGAACUUCCUCAAGAAUAUCUUGGACUGGUAUUAAUAAAGUGAAAUCUUUCAAAACAUUCAAUAUGAUUCAGAAUAGGAUAUUUUGAACUGACCAAAGGUCUUCAUUCAGAACUCAGUAAGAACAUUGUGAUACCGAAAUGGUACAGGAUGAUAUAAUAAGGAAGGAAACAUUUAAUCCUUAGCCAUGCAGACAAGCCACUCCUGUUUUGAUAUAUAUAUAUAAAUUACUGGCAUGUUUUUUCUUAAUAAGUCCCUCUGUCUCAAAAAAUUGUCAUUUGCUGGAUGACCCUGAACAUAUCCUGAAAACCAAUUCAUUCUGAGCCUUCACAUAUAUGCUUCAAGACCCUUGAAUACCAAAUGACUACAAAUAGGCAAAUAAACAGAAAACCCCAUGUAGGACAAGUUCAUUUCAUGUUUGUAUCCCGCAAAUUAAACUAAAAUAAUGAGCUUGACUUUCUGUUGAAUGAAUGAAUGAAUGAAUGAAUGAAUAAGUAAACUGAUUAAUUUCUUAACUAAGAAAUAUAGCCUAAAAUCUUUGUGAUGUCUUAUUUUCCCAUAGAUUUCUUUACAACUAAAGAACUCUGUUUUCAUAAUCUUCAACCAUUCUACUGGCUCAUUAAAAUGUACUAUAUUGUGUCAGAUGGUGGUUACAACCAUCCCUGUGUAUAUACUGUGAGUGCAAAGUUCAGUAGUACUCUCACAUCUCUCACCUAAUUUAAUAAUGAUCAAGAUUGUUACAUGUAUGUUUAGAAAAUCACAACAUAUUAUCACUGGCAUGUGAAUAAAAUAAGCAGAGGACAUGGUAGAAAGAAGUUGUAUGAUUUCAGACUACAGACAUUAGAAUUCCUCAUAGGGUAAAGAAUAUCAGGGGGUGCUAGAGUAAUUAGAACAACCUCUAAUAUUGGGAAUUUUGAAUUUCUUUUAAGGAUAGACUUGGCAUAGAAAGUUAGGAAAAGGCAACUGAUGUAAGAAAAGAGAGGUAAGGAAGUACAGGGUGAAGAGAAACAACUCCAGGCAUUGUGGAUAUAUGCCCAAUACAGUGUCAUUCAUCAGGGAUUGAGUAAGGCAAGCAACUAGGAGAAAGGAAAGGAAGGUAAAGCACUUGCUAAUGCUUUUAUUUGAUGGGGAAAUAUUCAUCCAGACACAGUAAAUAGAUGUGCAUAUUAACGAGCUUUCAUGUACUUUCUAAACAUUGUGAAUUUUAUUAUCUACAAAAAUAUAGUAUACUAUUUGGCUCCUAAGUAUAAUCCUGUAAGUAUCCUAAAGUCAUAAUUUUCCCAGUAAGAACUAUACUCUGUAUGUAUAUAUCCUUUCUAUAUUACAUUGUCAUCAUAUGUGGGGUAUAUUUAUUUAUGUAUAUAUGAUUCAUAGGUCCAUAACAGCCAAGAAGUUAUCCAGUUAUGCUAACCAUAGAGAUCCAAGCUAGCUCAAAGGCCCUUCAUAAGCCUAAGAAUACAUGUUAAAUGUGAAUCUGAUAAGCACUGAAUAGCUUCUAAGUCCCUCUACCUGUUGACUUGCAUGUUGCUUAUACCGUGCUCCUGAAUAACUGGUUUCUUAUAACAUGCCUCUGAAUGUUUUGGUUUCCUUCUACCAGUUGUAGAGAGCUGUAUGCUGACUCAUCUCAUUGCUUGGAGAUUAACCAUUGUGUCCAUGUGGACAACGAAUUUCUUUAGGAAGGUGCAGUAUUAUGUGUUUUCUCUGCAGUGGGAAACUAUUUCUGUAUGUGUAUGUAUGAGCAAUAAAGUAUCAAACUGAAAGAUCCA
Apodemus sylvaticus (European woodmouse) is the source of this 3919-nucleotide messenger RNA. RefSeq names its product thyrotropin releasing hormone receptor (gene Trhr). The record is from RefSeq and is a predicted model, not a curated record. NCBI's taxonomy places the organism in Eukaryota, Metazoa, Chordata, Mammalia, Rodentia, Muridae. Gene Ontology annotation, cellular component: membrane. The coding region runs from base 324 to 1505 and encodes 393 amino acids. Gene Ontology annotation, biological process: phospholipase C-activating G protein-coupled receptor signaling pathway. The transcript has 4 exons. Gene Ontology annotation, molecular function: thyrotropin-releasing hormone receptor activity.